GGCUCAAGUAUCAGCCAGGCCAAAGGCCUGUGUGAAGCACAUGGCACCCAGAGAAGGAUAUUCAAGAAGCGGCUAUGGCCGAACCUCCUCCCUGCGGAGAUCCAGGGCCGAGCCGGAAAUGACCCACCACGUUCUGGAUCCAGGAAACCCAGAGAAGCUGCCCCGGCCCAUCAGCGGCAUAGACGCUGAGGCGGUGUACGGCUCCAUCGAGGAGGAGGGCCCCGUGGAGUUCUCACCCACCAGCCCCAGCAAGAGCCCAGAGGCACGCUCAGUGGCGCGGGAGCAGAAUGCCGCGCGACAGUUCCUGUGGAGCAGCAUGGACGCUGUGAUGCUCCGGCCCGAUAGCAGCCACCUGCCAGUGCCGCUGUCAGUGGUCCUUACGCCCUUUGCGGAUAGCGCGGAUUUUACAUCUUUGCCAAUUUCGGACACUGGCAAGGAAGAGCCAUUGAGAUGUCCCCGAUGCAGGUGCUAUGCCAAUCCCCACUUCAAGUGGAGCGUAAGGGAAAACAGAAAGUUUACGUGCAACAUGUGUGGCCACAGCCUGGAUGUGCCCAAGACAUUCUUGGAAGACAUGGAGCGCAACGCCCAGACUGCGGAUGCCGACACGCACCCGGAGCUGGUCUUCGGCUCGGUCGACUUCACCGCCGCGGCGCUCCUGGAAGAGGAUCUGCCCGGGCCCUUCGUCCCGGCGGUUUGCUUCGCCGUGGAGACCUCGCCCCAGGCCAUCAAGCGAGGCUUCACCGCCGCAGCCCUGGAGGCCCUGGAGAAGACCCUCCAGGCACCACACCCCUUGGAGCGCGCAGUGUAUUUGGUCACCUUCGAUGAGGCAGUGACCUUCUACGUGCCCGGGAAUCGCGGGCGCUUCAGAGCCGUGGUGAUGCCCGACGUGGAUGAGCCCUUCGUGCCUGUUAGCCCGGAAUCGCUUGGGGUGCAUAUGGCAGACCCAGAAGGGAAGGAGAUGUUCCUUCAGCUUCUGGCGGAUUUGCGGAGCAGCUUCCAUACAAGCCCCGACUCCUCGCCACGCGAGGAGAGUCCAUUCGACCCCUUCCACCUCGAGGACUGCGAGGUGGCCAGCUCCACAGUGCUGCGCACCGGGGUGCAGACGUUGGCGGCGCUGGGGGGCGGGGAUUUGGUGCUCUUCCAGGCUACAGUUCCUGCCGUGCCUGACGACUCGGUCCCUGAAGACGAUGACGACGUGCUCUCGCCCAAGACGCCGAAGACACCUCGGACGCCGAAGACGCCCAUUACGCCCUUGAAGAAAAGAAAGCGAACCUUCCUCGAAGAGAUGCAUCGGAGCUGCUGCAGAUCAGGCGUUGCUGUCAGUGCUGUCACCGCGCCGCACGACGCGGACGCCUCGCGACUCCAUUGGCUGCCCUGGCGCACCGGCGGAGAUGUGCUGCAUUUGCCAAACUUCCCGGCGGCCGGCCAACAGAUCGCUAGCCAGUUGCAGCAUUGGGUGCACAAAAUGCAAGCCAGUGCUUACAACUGCGUGGUAAAGCUACGGUGCAGCAAAGGCCUUUGCUGCAAGUCCCUGCUAGCACCGUGGCCGGCGGCUGCCUCCGCAGAGGAUCAAAGCGCCUUUGAGGUCCCACGACUAUCGCCGGACAUGUCGGUGACCUUCACGCUACUUCCGGAGAUCGAGCCAGACCCGGAGGAGGAAUACCUCCGCAGCCGGGAACGAAAGAGCUUGGCAGUUCAGGCAGCCAUCCUAUACACCAACUGCAAGGGCGAAAGGCUCUUGAGGACGCACACUCGGAGCCUCAGCAUCGUGACCUCGGCAAGGCAGAUCCUGAACAGCAUCAACAUGGCGCCGCUCAUGGCGACCUUGGUGAAACAGGCUGUGAUCAUUGCCUUGGACCCCACGCAAAAUCCGAAGCUUCCGCGGGACAUGCUUCUGGAGAGCUGCUUGCAGAUUCUGACCACCUACCGACGGCGGUGCGUGGACCUUCCCAACAAGCAAAAGUUGGUGACCAGCAAGCAGCUUCAACUCUUGCCACUCUACAUCCUGGCAGCGCGUAAAUUGCUCUAUGCCUUUGUCGGCUGCAAGGAGGACAAGGUCCAAGAGGAGAUGCUGCAGCGCAUUCUGAGGAUGCCCAUCCACAACAUCAUGAUUGCUCUCUAUCCUCGUGUGUAUCCCUUGCCCGCCACCUUUCCAGAAGGAGUGGACCUUCCCAGGCAUUCUCCAGCUGCAGAGGAGCAGGUAAGCAGGGGAGCGGCACCCGGAUAUCUGGUGGUCAACGGCCUGGGCAUGUGGUACCAAGCAGGAGCUCAAGGGGAGCUCCGGGAGGCCGCUGCCGAGCUGGCAGAGAGGAUCAGGGAAGUAUUGCAACCAGCACCAGACUGGAUUCCGCUCGCUGAGCUGCCUCAACUGGUGCAGCCGGCACUUCCGGAGAAAGUUGGCCAGGAGGCAGCACCGAGGCGGCCAAAAUACGGCAGCCGCACACCGGGCGCAUCGUUUGGAACACCGAGUGUAACCAAAGCCACGUCUGAGACCAGCUGGCCUGAGAAGGUGCUGCUGUCCGCGCUCUUUGUGGAAGAUUCGGGCGUCACAGAGAUGUCGUACCCUGAGUGGAUAUCCUUUUUGCAGGAGCAGUUGGUCCUGCGGCUAACGGAGAGCUAGGAGCAGGACGUGCAGGAUAAUACCUGCUCUGGCCUUGAUGCAAACAUAAUUGCCGUGUCCUGCGCGAAGCGCACAGACACCCGGCAAGAGUUGAAGAAAUGAGAUGGCUGUGCGUCAAAAGUAGUGUGUUCCUUGAAUGUUCAUUCUCGUGUUGGUUC
This is a messenger RNA of Effrenium voratum, 2778 nucleotides long. Lineage: Eukaryota; Dinophyceae; Suessiales; Symbiodiniaceae. The record is from the annotation of a GenBank genome assembly.